UGGUGAGGCCAGGAUGUGGCCUCUCACUGAUGCUGGGAGCUCAUGGGUGAAUGUGGCCUCGGUGUGCACUACGCAGGGAGCUGGGGGGAGGCGGGGAGGCCCUUACAUAAGCCCUGCAUGCAGCAGGAGGAGCAGGGAGGGGAAGGGCAGUGUGCUGAGAAUCCAGGCAGCCUCCAGUGAGGGCUCCCCAGGAGCAGCUCUGCACUGACACAUGGCCAUGGAUUCCUGGCCUUGGCCAUCCACCCGUCAUCCGUGUCCCCCAUUGCCCUUCCUGGGGUGACAUGGAGAGGCUGCAGGACUGAAGCUGUGGCAUGGAGGGGAUGUGGCCCUGGGGUACUCUGGCUGUCACUGUCCUGCCCACCCUGCAUUUUGCACUGCGGUGCUGGGAAUCCCUUGGUGGCAUGGAUGGGCUCCAUGAGUGCAGAUGGGUGCUGUCUGUGUGUCUGCACAUGCUUGGGGCAUGUUGGCAGCUCCAUCUCCCGGAGCACCUUGGAUGUUCCCCUGCAUCUCAGCCAUGGUUCUCAAACAGAAAGCAUCAGCAAUCCCUGCCAAGCUGGGCCAUUUGAAGCGGGACCACAGCAGGCAGCUUGCAGUCUCUGAGAAGCAGUGACAAGUCGCUCCGGGUCAGCAUCCCUGAGUCGCUGGGUUCUCCUGACACACAGAUCUGGCUGUUCCUUCUGGACAAACCGGAGGCUUGCGGUGAUGGGGAUGCACUGAACCCUCACCCCAGGAGCUUCAGGCCUGGAUGUUGGUGCUGCUCCUCCCGGACGAUGUGGCUGAUACUCUGGAGAAGUCCUUUCUUGCCCCCUAUUCUCCAAGUGCCUGAGCUGGUGGCCGGCUGGGACCUGCGUCUCACCCUCUGGGUCCUGAGCUUUGCCUCGGCAGUUGUGCACAUGGAGGGCCAGGUCUACUCUCCCACUGUCAACACUCACUAUGGGAAGCUACGGGGGGUGCGUGUGCCACUACCCAGUGAGAUUUUGGGACCCGUGGAUCAGUACCUGGGGGUGCCUUAUGCCGCCCCCCCAAUUGGGGAGAAGCGGUUCAUGCCUCCAGAGCCACCUCCCUCCUGGUCAGGCAUCAGGAACGCUACCCACUUCUCGCCGGUCUGCCCCCAGAACAUCCACAACGCCGUCCCUGAGAUCAUGCUGCCCAUCUGGUUUACCUCCAACUUGGAUAUCGUGGCAACCUACAUCCAGGACCCCAACGAGGACUGUCUGUACCUCAACAUCUACAUCCCCACGGAGGAUGUAAAACGGAUUUCCAAGGAAUGCACCCGAAAGCCCAACAAGAAAAUAUGUAGGAAAGGAGGAGCCAGCGCUAAGAAACAGGGAGAGGACUUAGCGGAUAAUGACGGGGAUGAAGACGAAGACAUCCGGGACAGCGGGGCCAAGCCGGUGAUGGUGUACAUCCACGGUGGCUCAUACAUGGAGGGCACAGGGAACAUGAUCGACGGCAGCGUCCUGGCCAGCUACGGGAACGUGAUUGUCAUCACACUCAACUACCGUGUUGGAGUGCUCGGGUUCCUGAGCACAGGGGACCAGGCUGCCAAAGGCAACUAUGGGCUGCUGGACCAGAUCCAGGCACUGCGUUGGGUCAGUGAGAACAUCGCCUUCUUCGGCGGCGAUCCUUUGCGCAUCACCGUCUUCGGUUCUGGCAUCGGCGCCUCCUGCGUCAGCCUGCUCACCCUCUCCCACCACUCAGAAGGUCUCUUCCAGAGAGCCAUCAUCCAGAGUGGCUCUGCGCUCUCUAGCUGGGCGGUGAACUACCAGCCCGUCAAAUACACCAGCAUGCUGGCAGACAAGGUGGGCUGCAACGUGCUGGACACAGUGGACAUGGUGGACUGCCUGCGGCAGAAGAGUGCCAAGGAGUUGGUGGAACAAGACAUCCAGCCAGCCCGCUACCACGUGGCCUUUGGGCCGGUCAUUGAUGGGGAUGUGAUCCCAGAUGAUCCAGAGAUCCUGAUGGAGCAGGGAGAGUUCCUCAAUUACGACAUCAUGCUGGGUGUCAACCAAGGCGAGGGGCUGAAGUUCGUGGAGGGCGUGGUGGACCCCGAGGAUGGUGUUUCGGGCAGCGACUUUGACUACUCGGUUUCCAACUUUGUAGACAAUCUGUAUGGCUACCCCGAGGGCAAGGACACCCUGCGAGAAACCAUCAAGUUCAUGUACACGGACUGGGCAGACAAGGAAAACCCUGAAACAAGACGAAAGACCCUGGUGGCCCUCUUCACUGACCACCAGUGGGUGGAGCCAUCAGUGGUGACUGCUGACCUGCACGCCCGCUACGGCUCCCCAACCUACUUCUACGCCUUCUACCACCACUGCCAGAGCCUGAUGAAGCCUGCGUGGUCCGACGCGGCCCACGGGGAUGAGGUGCCUUACGUGUUUGGGAUCCCCAUGAUCGGCCCCACAGACCUGUUCCCCUGCAACUUCUCCAAGAACGAUGUCAUGCUCAGUGCUGUGGUGAUGACCUACUGGACCAACUUUGCCAAGACGGGGGACCCCAACAAGCCCGUCCCUCAGGACACCAAGUUCAUCCACACCAAGGCCAACAGGUUUGAGGAGGUGGCCUGGUCGAAGUACAACCCCCGUGACCAGCUGUACCUGCACAUCGGGCUGAAGCCGCGGGUGCGCGACCACUACCGAGCCACCAAGGUGGCUUUCUGGAAGCACCUGGUCCCCCACCUGUACAACCUGCACGACAUGUUCCACUACACCUCCACCACCACCAAAGUGCCACCUCCCGACACCACUCAGAACUCCCACAUCACCCGCCGGCCCAACGGCAAGAUCUGGACCACCAAGCGCCCCGCCAUCUCACCCGCCUACAACAGUGAGAACGGGAAGGAGAAGUGGAGCCCGGAGCAGGAGGCGGGCACCCUGCUCGAGAGCCCCCGUGACUACUCCACUGAGCUGAGUGUCACCAUCGCCGUGGGCGCCUCGCUCCUCUUCCUCAAUGUGUUGGCCUUCGCUGCCCUCUACUACCGCAAGGACAAGCGGCGGCAGGACACGCACCGGCAGCCCAGCCCGCAGCGCGGUGCCGCCAACGACAUCGCCCAUGCACCUGACGAGGAGAUGCCGUCCCUGCAGGCCGGCCAGGCGCACCACGAGUGUGAGGCCGUGCCGCCCCAUGACACUCUGCGCCUUGCUGCCCUGCCCGACUACACGCUGACACUGCGCCGCUCCCCAGAUGACAUCCCGCUCAUGACGCCCAACACCAUCACCAUGAUCCCCAACUCACUGGUGGGGCUGCAGACCCUGCACCCCUACAACACCUUCGCCGCCGGUUUCAACAGCACGGGGCUCCCGCACUCACACUCCACCACCAGGGUAUAGCUGCCCACGCACGCACACACACGCACUCGGCAGACACUGGCAGAGGGACCGGCGGGAGCCCCUGGAUGGAUGGACAGACGGACAGGUGGCACACACAGACGGUGUGACACUGAGCCCAGACCUGCGGGCACUGCGCACUGCCGGCCGCCCUGCUUCUCUCGGCGCUUUCUUUCAUUCCUUUCUAACUUUGAGAAGUGCUUCAACUCUCCGGCUCCCGGCAGGAGGGCCCCACUAGUGCACUGGGGCUGUGACCCCCAGUGGGGACACAGUAUCCCCUGCGCCCGCCGAGCACCCCAAGACAGGCGAGCAGUGGUGCUGGGCAUCCCUCUUGGAGGAGGUUUGGCAUCCAGAGCGCCGUGGAUAAGGCUCCGUCACUGUGCCAUGGUGCUAAGGGUAGAGGCAGGGGCCCUGCCUCGCGCUGGGUGCGGGCGCUGGGAGCUGGGGAGCCACCCCGCGAUGGGGACGUGGCACCUCUGCCCCCUCUUUGCGCUGCAGAGAAUCUUUUGUGUCAGUCGUUUCUCUUUGCAGAGACGUUUUUUAAAGCAGAUCUUUAGUUCUUUACACACUAACGGAGUCGCCGCGUUUUGUCCUUUGUAAAGAUUUUAAACCAAGUGUUCUUGAUAUAAAAUAAAAGCCAGUUAGAAGAACCCCAGCGUGUGUGCGCGGUGCCGGCCCUGACGCGGCCCCACGGCCCCACUACCCGCUCACGGGGCCAGCGGGCAGCAGGCACCAGGCAGGGCCCUGCCUCCCACGCUGUGAGCCCCUGCUCUUUUGUAUUUUUGAUAUUCUCCCUCCUCUGUCACCCGUGCCCACGGAUCUCAGCCAAAAAGCCACUCCAGGACCUGGCCAUGGGCGCCCCACAGCCCUUCAGCCCCAUCCCAGCCCCCCAGUCCGGUGCCACCCUCAGCCCUCUGUGGGGUCAUCCAAUGGGGUUGGAUGCCUGCUGCCAAAGUGCAGCCACUCACAUCCACCCUGCCCUGCUCCCCACCUCGCCACCACCCCAUGCUAGGGUGUGCCACUGGGGACAGGGCUCCUGCCUCAGGGCUGGGGCAUCCGCAGAGCCGGUGAUAACUGCAGGUAGUGGGGAACUCAGGGCUGGACGUGGGGAAGGAGCUACCCGGGAGCAGUGCGGGCAGGGGUUGGCUUGGCCCCCAGCGUGGUCACCCUGGGCACAGGAGGAGGGGCCGGGUCCCGUGUCCCCACAGGGAUGCCACCCUCAGCCCCGGACCGGCUGGCAGACGCUGCCCGCACUGGCAGCCUUGACGCACCGGUGCCGGCCGGCCCCACACAGCCCCACAUGGCUCCACAGAGCCCUGGUUUGGGGUGAGGGUGCUGGUUGGAGAAUGUAUUUAUACCCUGUCACCCGCUCAGAGUAACAAAUUCCAAAUAAAACAGAAGUGAUAUUUUUAAUA
Coturnix japonica (Japanese quail) is the source of this 4744-nucleotide messenger RNA. Lineage: Eukaryota; Metazoa; Chordata; Aves; Galliformes; Phasianidae. The record is from RefSeq and is a predicted model, not a curated record.